CGUGGUGUUUUUUUAUUGGCAAACAUUGGUACAUCAAUGUGAAGGACUUGUUGACAGGCUAUAUUAACAUCGGUGAGAGUUUAGGCCUGCCUCUGUCGUCUUGGUUGUUAAGCUGUCGGUAGGUAGGUAGGUAGGCAGGUAGGUAGGUAGACAUACUCUCAGGAAGAUUAAUACACACCGUUGGUUGUCCUAUAGGCCUAUCUAAGGCAAACAAAAUACAAUGUCUUCCAACAACAAUGCAGGCAUCAAAGUCUUAGUAAUUAUGACUGGAGGAACUUUAUUUAUGGAAAGAGACAAAGAUAAUCUCUUCAAACCAAGUGAGAAGAAAAUUUCUCUUGUUUUAGAUCAAAUGACCUCACUUCAAUAUUUUAAAAAGGAAACCGCCAAACCAAGUUAUACUUUAGAGUUUAUGGAGAACUGUACCCCAAAAUGGAUACAAGUGGAAAUAACUGAAAUGGAGUUAAAAGAUUCGUCUGAAAUGAGCUUUAAAGACUGGAACCUUAUAUGUGAAAUAUUGGAAUCGAAUCAUGACAAGUAUAACGGUUUUGUCAUUAUUUACGGCACUGAUACCAUGACCCAGGCCGCCAGCGCUCUUUCUUUCAUGUGCGAGAACCUCGAUAGAUCUAUCGUUCUUACUGGAGCACAGAUUCCAAUCUUCGAGGCUAGGAAUGACAGCUGGAAUAAUCUGAUCUCGUCUGUCAUUGUAGCUGGUACAUCAAAUCUCCACGAGGUCAUGAUUUGUUUUCAUAAUAAACUUUACCGAGGAAACAGGUGUGUCAAAGUUGACAGCAGGAACUUUGAAGCUUACGAGUCUCCUAACUUUGAACCACUUGCUAUUUUGGGUGUUGACAUUGAAUACAAAAUGCGUGAGUCUUCAUUAAAACGUGAGGGGACUUUUCAAGUUUUUCAAAUGGAAAAGAAAAAUAUUGUCAGUUUGGUGCUUCAAGGUGCUUCUGAUGUAGACAGCAUCAAGCCAUUGUUUGAUGCCACUAUUCAAGGAGUUGUCGUCCAUGCUUACGGAAGCGGAAAUGGACCAAUUAAAGUUGCAGAGAGUUUGAGAGAUCUGGCGAACCAGAAACUGGUUGUGGUUGUAUCACAGUGUCUGCACACAAGAGUAGAAGAGGCCUACGUAACAGGUCUGGUGCAUGGGAAUGUUGUCUCGGGCUCUGACAUGACCCCAGACACAGCCUUUAUGAAAAUGUGCUACCUGCUGAAUAAGUUCCCCGGCAAAGUUGACCUACAAAGACAAGAAAUGAGAAAAUCUAUUCGAGGGGAAAUGAGUGGUUAAAAAGCAGCUAAAAUUAGAAAAUACACCUACUUCAUUAAUGUUAAUAAGUUUUUAAAAUGCUCAACUAUGAAUAAAAAGUUAUUUAAAUAUUAAAGUAAUAACGUGCGAAAUAUUUUUUUAUAAAUGCUGUACUAUACAAUCAUUAGCAAGAACGUCAUUGAUAUACUAUAGUAGUAUAGUCCUAUGUUCUUCAAAAUAUUGAUGUUACCGAAUAGAUCUAGAAUCCAUAUAUCGUUCAUUAAUUUAUUUAUGGCAUUGUAUUGAUAUGUGUUGUAGUUUGUAGGAUAAUAAUGUAUCAAAAUUAUUUAAUUGAAUACAUGUAAUAAUUUUUUAUGGUCACUCAUGAAUUUCACCAACUACUCUUAUAAGUCAAAGCACCAGUUCAAAAAGUACCUGAUCAUAUCAUCACUUUUUGACAUUCAUUUUUUUAAUACAAUAAUGAACUUAUUAAGCCUGUGGGGUUAACAUGUUUCAUCAUAAUAUUUAGAAAGUCAAAUGUAAAAAAAAAUAAAAAAUUCAUUGUUACUUAAUCUCUCAUCAGGAUCAGAAUAAGACAAUUUAAACUAUUGUUAAAUUCUACUGUUAGUGGUGUUACAAUGUCAAACAAUAAAUUUCAUAAAACAUGAGCUGGUAUUUUGUUUUAAAGACAGUAGCUUCUGGAAACUCACAAUCAUGUGAAUAUUAGCAAAUUCUUUUUUAAUUUUAAAGUACAAUUUUUCUCAGAUUUUUAUAUUAAAUUAAUUUAUUUAUUUUUUUUGCAUGUCUUAACAUCCCAAAAGUAAGUACAAUGUCUGGUCCUUCCUGAACAGAAACACUCACAGAUUAGCAUCAAAGAGAUUUCUGGUGAAGCUAAAGAAUAUCUUUAUAUCUUUUUGUGUUGCCCAUGAGAACACCUUCUUUCAAACAGAUCUCCAUUUAAAAAUCUUGACUGUCAGGUAUAUGGAUUGUGACCAGCUAUAGCUGGAACCUUUUUAUUAUGACAUGGACAUGUGUGACAUGUAAGUGUAAACAGAUCUACAUCUAUAAAGUUGUAAGCUAGUUAUCGGCUGAUUGUUUUAAGGGAAGAGCAAACUUGUACACAAGAUCGUGGUAAACUAUCAAUAUGAAAUCCUAGUCAGGAAUAUACAACUGGAUAGAGAACAUCAAAAGCAAGAAAUGAAAUCAGAAAUACUACUGGCUUCACUACAACUUAAAAAAAAACAAUUGUUUUGUUUUGUUAAAACUCACAGAUGUGAGUGCAAAUUCAAUGUCAUAAUGAAGUCAUCUUCUUGUGUUUGGAUCUUUAGCACAACACAUUAAACACACUUUUCCAAUCGUAACUACAUUUCUUUUUUUUCUUUUUUUUUUAUUUUUUAAAUAUGGCAAAAUGUUUGAAAUAUUAAAUAGACUUAAGCUGGUGGCUGCCUAUUGGGAUCAGUGUCAAGGGCAAGUUAAGCAUUAUGAUGUGGGAUAGAAGUUGAUUCAACUAGAUAAAGCUAAUUUGACUUUAGUUCUUACUUGGACUUCAACUAGCAGGACAGGAAAUCACACAUAGCUUAGUGUUACAUAGUGAUGAAAGUUCUUAAAUACAUGUAAUGGUCAAUUUUUAUUUUAUCUUGAACCUGUUUGUUCCUUUUGCAAUGAACUUUAAAGUUUAUUCGGCUCAAGUCCACAAUUUAACUCUCUAUGUAGACUAACAAGAUAAUCAGUUGUAUCAUCAUCAUCCUCAUUAAACUCCAUUAGAGUGAGGACUUGAGAGGCUCAAAUCCUCUCUUGAAAAAGCACUGGACAGAAAUGAGUGGUUAAAAAGAAACUCAAAUUAGAAAAUACACCUACUUCAUUAAUGUUAAUAUGUUUUUAAAAUGUUCUACUUGACGGAAUAAUUAUGAAUAAAAAGUUAUUUAAAUAUUAAGUAAUAACGUGCGAAAUAAAUUUUUACAAAUGCAGUACUAUACAGCCAUUAAAAAAAAUGCCAUUGUUAUAUGCUCUUCCAAAUAUUGAUAUUGUAUAGAACUAGAUCUAGCAUCCAUUUAACGUUCAUUACUUUUCUUUUUAUUGUAUUGUAUUGAUAUGUAUUGUAGUUUGUAGGAUAAUAAUUUAUCAAAACAACAAUAAAUUUCAUAAUAUAUGA
Messenger RNA from Biomphalaria glabrata, 3398 nucleotides. Its product is annotated as L-asparaginase-like. The record is from RefSeq and is a predicted model, not a curated record. Bases 221 to 1288 code for a protein of 355 amino acids. Gene Ontology annotation, molecular function: asparaginase activity. The transcript is spliced from 2 exons. Lineage: Eukaryota; Metazoa; Mollusca; Gastropoda; Planorbidae.